This is a messenger RNA of Helianthus annuus (common sunflower), 942 nucleotides long. Its product is annotated as sodium/calcium exchanger NCL2-like. Gene Ontology annotation, biological process: intracellular calcium ion homeostasis; calcium ion transmembrane transport. Gene Ontology annotation, molecular function: calcium:proton antiporter activity. The record is from RefSeq and is a predicted model, not a curated record. The transcript has 2 exons. Lineage: Eukaryota; Viridiplantae; Streptophyta; Magnoliopsida; Asterales; Asteraceae. The coding region runs from base 25 to 498 and encodes 157 amino acids. Gene Ontology annotation, cellular component: membrane.
ACCAACAGUUACAAGACAAAGGAAAUGUUUACGGCAAUAAUACUAUUGAUAGUUGGAAUCUUUAUGUUAAUAGUCUUGGCUGAGCCCCUGGUGGAAAGUGUUAGACGAUUUUCGGAAUCUGUAAACAUAGAACCCUUUUAUGUGUCAUUCAUCUUAGUCCCAUUGGCUACGAACGCUAGAACGGCAAUUGCAGCCAUUAGAGCUGCAAAUCAGAAGAGACAUAAAACAACAUCUUUAACUUUCUCUGAGAUAUACCACAAGGUUUUCCUGAACAACAUUCUAGGAUUUUGUGUUCUUGUCUCAGUCAUAUAUUUCCGUGGGUUCACAUGCCAUUUUUCAGCAGAAAUUGUAGUUGUGGUCUUCGUCUGCAUAAUAAUGGGACUUCUCGCAAGUUUGAAAUCCAAGUUUCCGGACUGGACUUUGCUCAUCGCUUUCCCUCUCUAUCCAUUAUCUAUGGUAGUUGUAUACUUUGUCAAUGAUGCUUUUCAGUUUUCUUGAAUCUGCAUUAGACAUUGUUGGUUUAUUUGAUCGAGUUUUGAGUAGUGGUUAGACACUGCAACUUACAAGUAGACAAUCACAAACGUAUUUUGUACCUUCUUAUGUAAUUCCAUUUUGAUAUGUUGUGUCAGUGUUUCACUUUAAUUGCAUGCACUGGUUUCCUCAGCAUGCAUCUGUUUUGUUUGAAAACCGUGGAAUAUAUCCAUUUUGUACAUGCAGUCCAAGUUGUGAACAAAAAAAAUUAACUAGCAGCUUCUUUAGUAACCCAAACUUUGUUUAGAAAAAAAAAUAACAAUAAGGCCAGAGGGUAUGAAGGCGCCACCAGGGCCCCCUCAGCCCCUAUAGCGCCACCCGGCGGCAUCGACCCACACCCACCAAUUCAACUAGGGGCGCUAUAGGCAAGGCUCCACCAUGGUAACGAGCUGCAAUCGCGUAGAACGAGGA